CACCAGAGCCUGUUCUGGGCAGUUCUUCUCUGUCCAUUCUGACACAGUGUCCUCCUGUCGGGGAGAACAGGACAUCUCUUUGAUUAGACCUGAAGUCCCCUACACCCUCAGCCCCUCCUCAGGAUGGAGGUAGGGCCCAGCUGCCAGCCCCAACGUGGACUCUACCUGCUGCUGCUUCUGCUGGCUCUGCCACUCAGGAGCCAGGCCAGCACCAGCUGCUAUGGGAUCCCAGGGAUGCCAGGCCUGCCGGGGGCCCCUGGGAAGGAUGGGCAUGAUGGAAUCCCAGGGCCCAAGGGUGAGCCAGGAAUCCCAGCCAUCCCUGGGACACGAGGACCCAAGGGUCAGAAGGGCGAACCUGGCAUGCCUGGCCAUCGUGGGAAAAAUGGCCCCAUGGGGACCUUCGGGCUUCCAGGGGAUCCAGGCCCCAGGGGACCUCCCGGGGAGCCAGGUGAGGAGGGCCGAUACAAACAGAAACACCAGUCAGUGUUCACAGUCACCCGGCAGACUGCCCAGUACCCAGCGGCCAAUGGCCUGGUCAAGUUCAACUCUGCCAUCACCAACCCUCAGGGGGACUAUGACACUAGCACGGGCAAGUUCACCUGCAAAGUGCCUGGCCUGUACUACUUCGUCCACCACACAUCACAGACGGCCAACCUAUGCGUGCAGCUGUUCCACAACGGUGUCAAGGUGACCAGCUUCUGCGACCACAUGUCCAAUAACAAGCAGGUCAGCUCAGGAGGAGUGCUCCUGCGGCUUCAGAAGGGCGAUGAGGUGUGGCUGGCCGUCAACGACUACAAUGGCAUGGUGGGCACUGAGGGCUCUGACAGCGUCUUCUCAGGCUUCCUGCUGUUUCCUGACUAGAGUGGCAAGCUGGCUCCAGCCCCCAUCCCCCCACCCCCUCCCUCUGCUUCUUCCAUCUUCAUUCAGACCCUUCUACACCGCUGACCUCUUCCUCCAGGAAGUCUGCCUGGCUCCUGAUGCAUCAGCCGGCUGACUCCUCUGAGCUUCUCCAGGAACCACCUACUGGUACCAUUCCUGUGGCAGUUUACCAAUACCUUGAGACUGUUUGUUUGUUUUUCAGAUGGGGAGAUACAUAAAUAAAUAGAUCACUAAAUA
Molecule: messenger RNA, 1116 nt
Organism: Peromyscus californicus insignis
Lineage: Eukaryota; Metazoa; Chordata; Mammalia; Rodentia; Cricetidae
Gene: C1qc
Product: complement C1q C chain
Exons: 3
Coding region: 124-861 (245 amino acids)
Molecular function (GO): protein binding
Source: RefSeq, a predicted model, not a curated record